AUGGAGAGUUUGACAGUUGGAUGGAUAGGCACUGGAGUCAUGGGAGGUCCUAUGUGUGGGCAUCUUAUGGAUAAGAAGGGGUACAAGACUUUGGUGUAUAAUAGGACUAAGGGGAAAGCAGAUGAUGUUGUAGAGAAAGGAGCGGAGUUUAAAGAGCCUCAGGAAAUUGCGAAGGAAGCUGACUUUGUGUUCUUGAUGCUUGGAUAUCCUCAUGAUGUAGAAGCUAUGACUCUUGGACCAGAUGGAAUUGUGCAGCAUAUGAAAGAAGGAGCCGUGCUUAUUGAUCACACCACUAGUUCUCCAAAGUUAGCUGAGCAAAUCCAUGAGGAAGCUAAAAAGAGAGGGGUUGGAUCUAUUGAUGCCCCAGUCUCAGGAGGAGAUAUUGGAGCUAAAAAUGGACAAGUAGUAGCUAUGUGUGGAGGUGAUCAGGAAACAUUUGAUAAAGCACUCCCUUUGAUGGAAACAUAUUCCAAAGCAGCAAAGUUAAUGGGAGAUGCUGGUAAAGGUCAACAUACUAAGUGCGUUAACCAGAUAAUGAUUGCUUCUACUAUGGUUGGUCUCUCAGAAGCAAUGAUUUAUUCACAUAAGGCAGGACUUGAAAUUUCACCUUGGAUCGAACUUCUUAAUGGAGGAGCUGCUGGAUCAUUCUCUCUUGAAAAGCUUGGCCCAAGAAUGCUAAAGAGAGACUUUGACCCAGGAUUUUAUGUCGAGCAUUUUAUUAAAGAUUUGGGAAUCGCAUUAGAAGAAGCAAAGAAUAUGGGCCUCUCAGUUCCAGGAACAUCAAGCGCUCAUCAACUCUAUCUUUCACUAUCUGCUAAUGGAGGAAGUAGAGAUGGAACUCAAGCUAUUUUGAAAGUAUUUGAGAGCUUAAACGGACUUGAGCUACCUGCUCAACAAGAUGAAUAG
This is a messenger RNA of Moneuplotes crassus, 906 nucleotides long. The record is from the annotation of a GenBank genome assembly. NCBI's taxonomy places the organism in Eukaryota, Ciliophora, Spirotrichea, Euplotida, Euplotidae.